Molecule: messenger RNA, 2286 nt
Organism: Ictalurus furcatus (blue catfish)
Lineage: Eukaryota; Metazoa; Chordata; Actinopteri; Siluriformes; Ictaluridae
Gene: pla2g3
Product: phospholipase A2 group III
Exons: 7
Coding region: 1-2172 (723 amino acids)
Biological process (GO): phospholipid metabolic process; arachidonate secretion
Molecular function (GO): A2-type glycerophospholipase activity
Source: RefSeq, a predicted model, not a curated record
AUGAAUGGCCACUGCCUUUCUCUGGUUAUAGUGUGCCUUGUUUCAAUUUUUCUUGAUUUCUCAGCUGGUCAUUUUUGGACAUCUGCAAGAAACAGCAAUUUUUGCUUCUGGACAAGCUCUAUCUCGAAUGGACAGACACAUUAUAUGUUCCUUCACCAGACUACAGUGGGCAAAGAGAGAACUUUGGUCUUAUUUGACAGUAUCUGGAACAAGGAAAACAGCCUGGUGGACUGUAUUACAAGCAACAACCGUGCUGUUAUUAAAAACUUUUCAUCAAAGUGCUGGGAAGUCAGAGACAGGCCUUUCUCAGACAUUCCAGAUGGACGCUUUAACAUCAGUAUUUUGGUUGAACCUGAUGGCCCCUGUGCAGCUCUGGGACAACUGCCAGAACUGGGAGUACCUGUGCGCAGGACAAGAGACCUUGAAAGUAUGGACCGCAAAACGAUUUACCAGAACAGUGGAGAAAGUUCCCAAAAGCUGAAGCGCUCUAAGCGAGCAUGGAUGAUUCCAGGAACUCUGUGGUGUGGCUCUGGGAACAAGGCAUCUGCUUUUUCAGACUUAGGUUUAUUUGAGGAGACUGAUAUGUGCUGUAGGGAGCAUGACCACUGUGAGCAAACCAUUGCUUCCUUUGAGUUUGGCUAUGGAGUAUUCAACACUAACUUCUUCACUUUAUCACACUGUGACUGUGAUAGCAAAUUUCGCCGCUGCCUUCAUAAUGCCAACGAUAGCAUGUCUGACAUGGUCGGUUAUGGCUACUUCAACCUCCUCAAGAUGCGGUGCUUUGAAUUUUCACAGAGAAUGACAUGUGCAGAAAGGACCUGGUGGGGCAUGUGUAAACUGAGUCAGAUGACUACAUAUGCUCUGUUGAAGGAUGCAACAGAUUACAAUUCCACAUUCACAGUAUUGGAAGAUGAUAAACUGGAUCUAAGCAUCCAUCACACUGUCUCUUUUGGAAAUCUAACAGUUACUAAUGACUUGGUAAUGUCAUCUGGCAUUGUCACUGAAGAUGCCAGGGAAAAUCAUUCAUCAGUGUCUGUACCACGAAGGCUAUCAGUUAAUACAUCUCAGCAGCCUGAACCUCAUGAAAAAACAACAAAGUCACUAAUGAAUCAUCCAACAGGCUCAUCGAAAACAGAACCAACAGACUCACCAAAAACAGAACCAACAGACUCACCAAAAACAGAACCAACAGACUCACCAAAAACAGAACCAACAGACUCACCAAAAACAGAAACAACAGACUCACCAAAAACAGAACCAACAGACUCACCAAAAACAGAACCAACAGACUCACCACACAACACAACAGACUCAGAACAUAUACAAACAACAGAUGAAGCAAAAACAGAAACAACAGAUUCACCACAGACACCUACAGACUCACCACACAUACAAAUAAGAGAUUCACUAAAAACAGAAACAACAGACUCACCACAGACACAAAAACCAGACUCACCCAAGACACAAGCAACAAACUCAUCACACAUAAAAACAACAGACUCACCAAAGACACAAACAACAGACUCAUCACAGAUAAAAACAACAGACUCACCAAAGACACAAACAACAGACUCACCAAAGACACAAACAACAGACUCAUCACAGAUAAAAACAACCGACUCAUCACAGAUAAAAACAACCGACUCAUCACAGAUAAAAACAACAGACUCACCAAAGACACACAACCAUCCUAAGAUUCACACCAGACAAAAAGGUAAACUGGACACCUGUGAGAGUUAUAAAGACCUGGACUCCUGUCAUUAUCAGAUACCUGCACUGCGGGAGAAAUUUGGCCUACGCAAUGCUGAACACACCACCUUGUACCACUGCAACUGUACAGCCAGACUUGCCAGGGAGCUUGCUGAAGAGGUUGAAGUUGACAAGGUUCAUGUCUGGUUGCUGGAUUUUGUCUCCCAAUCCUGUUUCUUUCUGCCUCAGAACUGCACUGGGAGUGAAAGUUGCUCCACCCCUUCUCCUAAUGACGCGCCUCGCAUCGAGCGCUGGAGCAAAGGCGCGGCCGUUUGGCGACAUCUAGCGGCUCCGAGGCGCAAAGCCAAACGGUUCCACUCCAAACGGUCCAAGAGGAAAGACUCUCCAAUCAGACUGCACAAAAAGUGUCUGAGGAUGUACUCCAAGCUCCGGAAAGAAGUGCAACAACUGUACCAUACCUGAGCGCGAGGAUUCCUGCAUGCAUUCACUUUGCUGCAACUGGACACUAUGCAGUAACAAUGUGAAUAAAUGUAAAUGCAUAUGUAUUGUUGGGAAUAGUGUAAAUAAAUAAAACCA